GCCACGCAGACCCUGCGCUUCCGGGGAGAGACUGCUGGACCAGGUUCCAAAGGCGGCAGGUCAGAUGUUGCCGCUGAACAAAUUUUAAAAGGUAAGGAAAAAACAAUUGCAAAAACCGACAAACAGGAUAUCAGAAACCAGCAGGGCAGUUCCUGGAUUGUGAUUGUACAGUUUACGGAGACUGUGACCUAGGUGGGGAGCCACUACAGCCUGUACAAAUUCUUCUGGACUGUGGUGACCAGAGGGCUCCUUAGCCUGGCGUGAAAUCGUCCAGAGCGAAAUGGCUAGCAAAUUAGGACCGGAGCAUCUCUUCAAUCCAGGAACUGAAGUGGAGGAGGCGGGAACGGUUCUGGGUACCAAGAUCUCCAUCCCAGCUCUCUUGCCCCAAGGCCCUGCCAAGGAGUGGCUGGAGCAGCGGAAGGCAACCAUCCGACCCUGGGCCAAUUUUGUGGAUCAGCGGCGCUUUGGGAAACCUCGGAAUUUUGGGGAACUGUGCAAAAGGCUCGUGCGCAAUGUGGAAUAUUUCCAGAGCAACUACGUCUUCGUUUUCUUGGGGCUCAUUGUUUAUUGCCUCAUUACAUCUCCUCUCCUCCUGAUUGCGCUCGCCGUCUUCUUUGGGGCCUGUUACAUCAUCUACCUGAAGACGCAGCAGUCUCAGCUUGUCGUGUUUGGCCGGGAACUUAGCACAGCCCAUCAAUACGGCCUGGCUGGAGGCAUUUCUUUCCCUUUCUUCUGGCUGGCAGGAGCCGGAUCUGCUGUUUUCUGGGUGCUGGGUGCCACUUUGGUAGUCAUUGGCUCCCACGCUGCCUUUCACGAGCUGGAAUCCGGAGAGGGCGAUGAACUGCAGAUGGAGCCAGUGUGAAGAGCCCGGCAGACGUCGGCUGAUGCUUUUACAUCCCCAGUGCUUUCUGUGCUUCAGCGUCCCUCUUCCGUUGCCUCUGUAUAUACAGAUGAUGUCCUGUGGGAUUUUUCCCCUCUCCCCAAGAGCCUGACUUGCAGGCUCCCUUCUGGUCCUUUAAUCAUCCACCAUUCUCCUUAAUACCUCCCUAUUUCUAGCCCCUUCUAUCCCUCUGGGGGUAGGGUCUCAACUGGGAUAUGCUCUAAUGCUGUCCUUCCUUCCUUUCUUCGACUGUGAGUCCAUCACGCACUAACUCGUCCCAUAACAGUCAUGCCUUGGAAUUUUUCUGGCCUCAAUCUGAAUGCAGUCUCCUUUCUUCUUCCUUACCAAUAAUAUUAAAGAAAGAAACCAGG
Molecule: messenger RNA, 1251 nt
Organism: Sphaerodactylus townsendi
Lineage: Eukaryota; Metazoa; Chordata; Lepidosauria; Squamata; Sphaerodactylidae
Gene: RABAC1
Product: Rab acceptor 1
Exons: 7
Coding region: 281-862 (193 amino acids)
Cellular component (GO): Golgi apparatus
Source: RefSeq, a predicted model, not a curated record